GGCUUGUCGAGGCUUGCACGCAAGACGUCUGUCGCUCUCGCAUCGUCAUCGCUGCUCGACCGAAUGGAAGUUUUAAGGAUAUUCGGUUUAGAAGAGUCUGUGAACCCGAGCUAACAAGGACUAUCAAACUUUGAGUGCAUACUUACUUCUGCAAGAUGUGUUCCACUAUUAUCCAAGUCUUAUUCCUGCUUCCUCUAGUCUGUUUGACGCCACUGGUUGGGAAACCUAAGAUCGUGGAAGCGCAGAAGUUACGACCCCUAUCAAGUAUCUCCAAUGAUAUUACAGACAGCAGCACGGAGCAGACGACGUCCUCACUCGAUCACACACUCUCUGAUAUCGAUCGCAGGAUCGAUAGUCUGGAUUCACAGAUUCAGAAUUUAAAUGUUGCAUUGAAGCAAAUUUCAGAGAGGACCCCGAGUGUUUCCGAUAUAGAGUCGGAGAAUGCCGAGCUUCGCCGAAUGCUAAGAAAUUUCGAGCGUUUCUUCGGCUCACUUUACGCGGAGAAGCCCGAAGCCUUUGACGCCGACGCGAACGCCGAAAUCAGGUUGUCGAAGCUCAACGAAUACCUUGGCAACAGGGAGGCGGAGCUUGCAGGUUUGCGCCCGGCACCAUCGACGGUGAUUGACGCAGGUGAAACGUUUGACCCGGAAGUACUUGGUAGAGCCCUCCUCCAAAUCACAGAAGAAAAUUCAAAACUGGCUGAGAAAGUUCAGAUACUUCAAUCUAAAGUGGAUAUUACUAUUCCACGGAAGGCGACUGGUCGUGAUGACGUCAUCAGACAGAAGAGGAGACGCAGGAGCCCACGUGAUCUUCCUACACAGUCCGUAAACAAUAGUACCACAAUAACCAACGAGACGUUAUCCACGAUCGAACGCAUGGUGGCGCAAGAGAUUGCUUCGGUAUUGUCUACAUUCAAUGACUCAUCGUCGUUCAAUUCGAGCAGCAACACGGUUUAUUCCGACAUCAGCGAUGAGGGCAUGACGACGUCGGAGGAAAUCGAGAUCCUAACCGAAGAUCUACUCGGGAUUCCCACUUCUCGUAGGAGGAAGUCGGCCUUUUCAGUUGCAAGUAUGUCGUCACUCUUGGGGUCAACGUCACCACAGUACGUGACCUUUGACCAUGUCUACGUCAACAAAGGACGGGAUUAUCUUAUCGACAAUCACACGUUUGCCUGUGAGAUCACUGGAUUCUAUUUCAUUACGUUCAACUUGAGGUCAUUUGAUGGACGCAAUCUUGGCGUAUCGCUGAUCAAGAACGACGAGGUGAUGACUGCGAUCUAUUCGGACGCCAGCACUCGCAACGUUAUGGAGAGCCAGAGCGUAAUCUUACACCUAGAACGGGGGGAUCGGAUUUAUUUACGACUCGGCCCUUCGACAACUUACGGAAUUUACAGCGAUUCUCGGAAGUACAGUACCUUCAGUGGCUUCCUCUUGUACCGCGGAUAUUAGAAGGCGGUGUUAACUGGGAGUUUGUUUUGUCAGGGGGGGAGGGGUGCAACAAGAUGCUGGGGGAGGUAGGGACAGAGAUGAUACAAAAAGGGCUUGUGCCAUAUUACAGUUUACCCAGCGCUUUGUGUAAAUUUAAGUAAAAUAUACGAAUGUUCAGGCCCAAUUUACCCGAUGUUUUGUGAAUAUUUAAAGCUAAAGUUAUACAAACUGUCGG
Messenger RNA from Lytechinus variegatus (green sea urchin), 1662 nucleotides. RefSeq lists its product as uncharacterized. Gene Ontology annotation, molecular function: protein binding. The record is from RefSeq and is a predicted model, not a curated record. The transcript has 7 exons. NCBI's taxonomy places the organism in Eukaryota, Metazoa, Echinodermata, Echinoidea, Temnopleuroida, Toxopneustidae. Bases 156 to 1448 code for a protein of 430 amino acids.